This is a messenger RNA of Colletotrichum godetiae, 1614 nucleotides long. RefSeq lists its product as uncharacterized. The transcript has a single exon. Bases 280 to 1134 code for a protein of 284 amino acids. The record is from RefSeq and is a predicted model, not a curated record. Lineage: Eukaryota; Fungi; Ascomycota; Sordariomycetes; Glomerellales; Glomerellaceae.
CUCUUGCAUCCGAAGACUUGAUCUGGCAAGCCAGAUAUCAAUGCACGCAGCAACAUGAGGAUCUUAAUCCCUCAACCGAGACAUCACAUGGCUUUCGAGUCGGUGAGACUGUUCCUGUGCAAUGUUGAUACGAAGCACAGUGAAAUCAGUCAUGGUCGAUGGCAGUUAAAAACCGCGGGAUAGCAGGACUUCAGUUCGAGUCCGUUUGGAUUUCGCUCAUCCUGAUAUUCUCCCGCCAUUUAACUUCCUCGUCAACAAACUCCUCAUGACAUCAUCCGUAUGAGCCCGACAAGCAUUUUAGAUGCCGCUGUCACAGAUGCCUCAACCACCUGGGUGCCCGAGAAGCAGCCAGGUGCCGUCGCAGCAGCACUCUGUGUCGCAUUCGCCCUAUUAGUCGGCCUCGUGCUCUACCUCUUCGGAUGGAAGAAGAUCAGAAAGCUGAGGCAUCCACCGCCGCCUCCUCCUCCACCAGCUUCUCUACAUCUUACAACGGCAAAUCAUCACCGCAGUCAGCAUGAUGCAUCCGAUCCGUCGUCUUUGAACCCCUAUGGCUUGCCCAGAUUACCGAGGAAAGCACGGAUGGCAAAGCUGACCUGCGGAAAGCUCGAGUCAUUCGCAAAAGUCGCCGAAGCCAAGACGUGUCCUGUUUGCUUGGAUGACUUCGUGGCUGGAAGUGUUGUUGGACAGUUGCCGUGCGGCCAUGUCUUCUGCUCGGCUUGCAUCGAGCUUUGGCUCCUCAAGCACGCUUACACAUGUCCGUUGUGGUACGUCUCCCGAGCUUAUUUCAUACAACAACUCUCGAUUGCUAAUCUUUGUGAUUCUGUUUCAGCCGCUUCAAUCUUGAGGCUGGCGAAGUGCACUCCAAAACAUGAUGGAAGAGCAUUCAAGGACCAGAGAGUACAUGGGUACAUUGCUCCAGGCAUGGCUUUGAAGGAACUUGCGCUUUGGGAGACUUCUCAGAUCAUCGCGGCCUCAACCAAUACAGCCGGCCUUUGCUCAUAUACCGCCAUGAGAAAUGCCAGGCGUGAAUGCUAUAUACUAGGUCUUGGCUUCAAAAGUACUAAAAGCUCCAUACUAGUAAAUGGCCGUCAGUAUUGGCCGAUCUACGCCAAUGGGUUGGUAAAAUUGUGUUAGCAGAUGCAGCUACAGUCAAUCCUUGAACAAUCUACUUCAAGGACUACUGCUUAAUUCAGCUCAUGUCACUAUCAAUUCUUCUUGAAUCAACCUGCGAACUGAGAAUGUAGAUAGCAAGAACCAAGCCACCAAAGAAUGACCCAAAAACUAGCACAUAUUCGACCUUGAGCCACAGGCUGACGCACUCUAACGGCUGGUUGCCUUCAGGUAUUCAGACCCCUGUGUCUUGAGCGGCAUAGCCUUCCAAGACCCCAAAUCCGCUCGCUAAACACGUUUAUGCCUCCUCGCGACACCUCAAGGCCCCUGAGCAGUGCCAAUCAUAUACAAUACCCAGCAGCAGUGUUACGCCAAGGUACGAUGGGGCAUCGAAACUUGUAUGAUUGCAUACCUGAUUGUAAUAUUCACGAUAAACAAGUAUAGUUAAGAGACCUCUGCCAUACUACAUGUACCCAUGGGCGAUAAUGAAUGUCUUGGUCAAUC